This is a messenger RNA of Aaosphaeria arxii CBS 175.79, 2608 nucleotides long. RefSeq names its product DnaJ-domain-containing protein. Gene Ontology annotation, cellular component: spliceosomal complex. The transcript has a single exon. Gene Ontology annotation, biological process: spliceosomal complex disassembly. NCBI's taxonomy places the organism in Eukaryota, Fungi, Ascomycota, Dothideomycetes, Pleosporales. The coding region runs from base 319 to 2148 and encodes 609 amino acids. The record is from RefSeq and is a predicted model, not a curated record.
CAACCCCCAUUCACGUGGCGCCUCUCAACCUUCCCGUCCGUCGUCCACCGCCGUCGACCGUCUAAAGUCCACCCCCAAACUCGCAUGUGCCCCAGACAAACCCAUCCUCAAACGCCGUACGCCUCCUCUUACUACGCACCCUCUUCUUACUCAUACUCUUACUCGCACUCCUACCACACCCCGUACCCUUACUCUCACCCUUACUCCUCUUACUCCUACUCCUACUCCGCCAUCAUAUAACAUCCGGGACACGUCGCACAUCCACCCCCACAUCCUCCCUCCCCUUUCCUCCCAACUCCUCCACCCACACCCACGAUCAUGACAUCGACCCUUCCUCCGGAUCCUUAUGCUGCCCUGGGUGUCCCCAAGGAUGCUACCUCUGCUACCAUAAAGUCCACAUACCGGAAGCUCGUCCUCAAGUGCCAUCCGGACAAGGUCACCGACCCUACCCUCAAACUACAGAAACAGGAAGAGUUCCACAAGAUCCAACAGGCCUACGAACUCAUCGGAGACGACGAGAAGAGACAGACCUACGAUGCAGAGGUCAGGCUAGAGCAGCUACGGAAAGAGAAGGCCGCCAGAGGUGGUCCUGACCCGCGAACCGCCCGCUACGAAACUCGAACGGCUGCACCCGCAGGCGCCGCCACCUACACGACUUCAACACAACCCCGCUACGAGGAGCGCAGGCCAUCAAGAUACGAUGACGACCGUUUCUACGAAGACCGAUCGCGAGGAAGGUACGAGACCUACGAGUCGCAUCCCAAGUACAGCAGCAGCUCAUCGCGACCGACCCGAACCGAACGGGAGCCCGCAAAACCCUCCAAGUCCGCCACGGACCGCACCAGAGCCGACCACAAGAAGAACCGCGACAAGGAACACCGUCGCAACCAGUUCGAUAAGUUCAAGGACCAUCCGGGCGACGAGUCGUCGUCUGCCGACGAGAAGAUGCGCUACGAGAAGGAGUUUCGUCGACGAAGCGACGACGCCCGCAAGGCCGAAGCGGAAGAGGCAGAGAGGAAACAGUUCGCCGAGGCUCGCAGGAAGGCAGAGACGCGCCGUUCCUACGAAGAGACCAAGGAGCCUCGCCGGCAACGAAGCGACGAGCUAGAGACCGACCCUCAGCGCAAGAUGGAGGCCGGUCUAGGAGAUGCCGUUCGCUACAUCUUCAGCUCACGCAACACUCACGAUCGCCCCUCGCCCGGUCGCACCGGCUCUUCGCGCGACGUUCCGCGUGAGAGCUACGAGGGCCGAACCCGAAGAGAUCGCGACCGUCCCGAGCCCGUCCGCCGCUCGUCAGCUCGCCCAAGGGAUCGAACCGAUGCGUCUGGUAGAGAACGCAUCAUCGUUGACUGGGACGAGAGGUCCCCUCCGUCCUUCAAGCACUCCAGUUCUUCACCAGCGGAUCUUCACGUGCCACAGCCACCGCCACCCCAGCGAUCCUACACGGAAUCGUCUCGCGAACACCGUCGCACAGAGACGUCCCCUACGCCCAAGCUCCGACGUCACGAGACAAUGCCCGCUUCCCAUUCUGCUUCACGCAGGAAGGAGGAAUUUGUUUCUCGUCCUUCAGGAUUGCGUGCCUCGGAGUCGGCAACUCCCCAAUCGGGAAGCCCGCCUGACCAUGCUUUCCCAACCAUACCCCAGCCUACUUCAGCCACCAAGAAGUACUACUAUCCGACCUCUGGCGGAGGUGGCGUAACUCUGCAUCCCGACGAUGUCAAGGUGGCGAAUGGGCAUCGCACUGUUCUCCAUGAGCCCAACAGGCGAACACGCUCUCCUUCGCCACUGCGUCCAGGCCUGUCGCGUCCUCCCAUGGGCGAGCACAGGCCAAGGGAGUCGAGCUCGGCUCAAUACACGACAGCUCCGCCUCGUGCACCACAGCUCUCCCGCGCUGCCACUCUCAAUGUGGCUGAUAUGGAACGUGGAAGGCCGCGACUGUUCAAUGAAGUAACCCCCGAGUAUGCUCGCCGACCAGAGAACCACCGCAAAAACAGCUACUCCCCCGACAAAGUGUCGUAUUCCAAAAAGUAUGAUCUCAAAGACGUCAGCUACGCCUCAAGAGACCAUCCCAAGCGCAGUUACUCAAAAGAGCGCGGCGAGUAUCCCCGACCGGGCGUGACCAGACACGCCACGGUUGGUGUUUUCUAGACACAAGACCACUAUUUUUCCAUCUUGCUUUUGACUCAGAUCCCAUUUUCGAGGAUCCAGGUGUUUUACGGAACGGGGGAUUGUUUACAUGUGUUCCAGUUUCCUUUCCUGCAUUGAUUGGUAUCGCUUUUGAUCGAUUCCACGAGAUACCCCAGACUCUCGACCAAUCUGGAGUUAUUCGGAUUCGGCGUUUGAGUGAAUUCUUUUUCUCUUUCUUCUUUUCUUCAUUCAUGCAUUAGGGCACUCUUUCAUGAGUCCCUAUACAUUUUUUCCUAUACCAUUCUUAUAGUCUCAACAGCAACAGCAGCACCAGCAGCAGAAGCAACAUCAACGACCCAUGAAUUACUACAACGAAAACUUUAACGGCCGCAACUCAUCCCCCUCCCAUCCCGACCCAAGAGCGACUUCGAUGUCAAUCGCGACGUCUCGCUACGGUCAUCGCAGGAGAGUGCGCGCGAUC